AUUGUAAUAUGCGCGCGCGUGAAAAUAUUAAAGUCCAUGGUGGGACCGUUUCUCAUCUACCGACGUUACUUUUAUUAUAUUGUAUUGUUUGCUGGUCUCUACAACCCUGAAGUUUCAUCUCCUGCGAUUCACAAUUUCACUUUCUUCCUCUUGCAAUAAUCAAACAAUUUUUGCCUUGAUUUCAGUUUGAACCAUCAAUGGCGGAAGAAAAUAUCAAUUACUUCAUAGACAGAACGAUCUCCCAUAUUCGCCGUGAAAUUGAACUGUUGUUGGAAGCUAUGCUUCUUGAAGCCGGAGACCGAUCUGCGACCAGCAAUUUCACAGCUUGGCUUAAAAAACCGGAAGAUGAAGAGCAAUCCGUGACCGACUAUUCUUUCCAACGACUGCUUAAAGUGCAAAAAAAUUUAGAAAACAUGCCCGUUGAUUCAUUUAGAACAGCUUUUCAAGAAAUUUGUCGGAGUAGGACGAAGACGAUGGAAAAGAUACACGAAACCUAUCCGUGCGAGAAGAUGGGUUAUGGCAUGGCAGAUCCGGUGCAUCAGUCUAUGUGGAAUGGAAGCAAGAAAAGAAAUCUGAAAUUUGUUUCCGAUGACUUGAGACAAGAAACAGAACGAAAAAAGAAACAGAGGGAUAUCCAGUACCGGAAACAAAUAAGAGCAAAAUUUUACGAUGAUCCAACUGAAAGAGGGAUAAAUAAUAAUGGCAAGAUAACAAAUUCGAGAUGCAAGUGGGAACGGAUGGUGGAUAUGCUGCUGAGCACUAAAACGAAAAAUGUGCUGAAAGCCACUAACAUCGGGAAAACGAAAGCUUCUAAACAAAUUCUCUGUCAUCGCAACCAAAUGAAAAUGCAAUGGCCAAUACAAUCUGAUCUCCUCGUGAUUAUCCAAGUGAUCCAAGAAACUGACCGCAAGUGCAAGGAUGCUGUAUUAGCAGAAGCCAAGGCGAAGUGGCGACUAGGAGAGACGAUUGAAAAACUUGAUCCACAACGAUCAAAGAACUUGAAGGAAAAAGCAAGGCAACUUAGUUAUACAAAGGUAAAAGUUAGUGUAACCGAUGAUAAAACUCGUGGAGGAGUACAAUCUAAAUUCCGUGAUUUGGAGAACCAACUUUAUGACAAAGGCAACGACCAAGUGGAAUGCAAAGAUUUCUCAGGCUUGGAACAGGCAUUAAAGAACACGACUUGGGGGAAAAUUCCAGACUACCUCGAAUCUAUUGCAAUCCAAAUCGAAAAAGAUCGUGGAAAAACUACUGAUGUUUUUCAUAUCCCCACUCAAGUUCUGCUCUGCGCUGCGAUCAAAGAGAUGAAAGAUUUUUCGGUUGGGGAUUUGGAUUGGGGUACCUUGAAAAAGUGGAGCGCGACACUUAAUUAUGCUAAGAAAUAUGGUUUUCAAGUGGGAUUUGCUGAUAAUAUGUUGAAGAAGAAUUUGCUUGCCUAUUUUGCUAUUCAAAAUCUGCCCAAAUCGACCGUAAAAAUAUAGCUUCCCAAGAGCAAAUGUUGGUGUUGCUGUUGCAGGCUUGCUGCAGUCUACAAAAAUAUUGGCUUUAAUGUGUUCGUACUUGACUUCGGAUAUCUAUAUUUACUUUUCUGUAUGUGUGAAGUUUAUCUUAUUUGAGAUUAAUACUUUGUUAAACUGAGAAAUUAAGUAUCAAAAGAAAUUAAGAGUUGAAUUUAAGUUUUAAA
Gossypium arboreum is the source of this 1681-nucleotide messenger RNA. RefSeq lists its product as uncharacterized. The transcript is spliced from 6 exons. The record is from RefSeq and is a predicted model, not a curated record. The coding region runs from base 198 to 1478 and encodes 426 amino acids. NCBI's taxonomy places the organism in Eukaryota, Viridiplantae, Streptophyta, Magnoliopsida, Malvales, Malvaceae.